AUGGAAGAGGAGCUGAAGUGCCCGGUGUGCGGCUCGCUGUUCCGGGAGCCCAUCAUCCUGCCCUGCUCGCACAAUGUCUGCCUGCCCUGCGCCCGCACCAUCGCCGUGCAGACCCCGGAGAGCGAGCAGCACCUGCCGCCCCUGCUCCACUCGCGGGGCCCCGCGCCGCCCGCAGCCGCCGCCGCGCCGGGAGCGGGGCCGGGAGCGGCCGCGGGCUCCGCCGCCUGCCUGGACUCGGAGAGCGCGGCGGGCGGCGGCGGCGGCGGGGACCACGCGGACAAGCUGAGCCUGCACAGCGAGACCGACAGCGGCUACGGCUCCUACACCCCCAGCCUGAAGUCCCCCAAUGGCGUGCGGGUGCUGCCGCUGGUGCCCGCGCCCCCGGGGGCGGCGGCGGCUCCGCGGGGCGCCGGCCCCGCCAGCUCCUCCCUCACCUGCCCGCAGUGCCACCGGAGCGCGUCCCUGGACCAGCGCGGGCUCCGCGGCUUCCAGCGCAACCGGCUGCUGGAGGCCAUCGUGCAGCGCUACCAGCAGGGCCGCGCCGCCGCCGCCGCCGCCGCCAAGUGCCAGCUGUGCGACCGCAGCCCGCCCGAGCCGGCCGCCGUGCUGUGCGAGCAGUGCGAGGUGCUGUACUGCGCCGCAUGCCAGCUCCGCUGCCACCCGGCCCGCGGGCCCUUCGCCAAGCACCGCCUGGUCCCGCCGCCCGCACACCCGGGCGCCCCCGGCGGCGGCGCGGACGGCGGCGGCGGCGGGAAGGGGGCGGGCGGCGGCCGCAAGCUGCCGACGUGCGCCGAGCACGACCUGGAGAACUACAGCAUGUACUGCGUGAGCUGCCGCAGCCCCGUCUGCUACCAGUGCUUGGAGGAGGGCAAGCACAGCAAGCACGACGUGAAGGCCCUGGGAGCCAUGUGGAAGCAGCACAAGGCACAGCUGUCUCAGGCUUUAAAUGGUGUUUCAGAUAAAGCAAAGGAAGCUAAAGAAUUUUUGGUUCAACUGAAAAAUUUAUUGCAGCAGAUCCAGGAGAACGGGCUGGAUUACGAAGCCUGCCUUGUGGCUCAGUGUGAUGCCCUGGUUGACGCGCUAACACGGCAAAAGGCAAAACUGCUCACAAAGGUCACCAAGGAACGGGAGCACAAGCUGAAGGUUGUUUGGGACCAGAUAAAUCACUGUACACUGAAGCUACGCCAGUCAACAGGGCUUAUGGAAUACUGCUUAGAAGUUAUCAAAGAAAAUGAUCCCUCUGGGUUUUUACAGAUUUCAGAUGCUUUAAUCAAGCGUGUUCAGGUAUCUCAGGAACAGUGGGUCAAAGGAGCCUUGGAGCCAAAAGUAUCUGCUGAGUUUGACUUGACUCUGGAUAGUGAACCUUUACUGCAGUCAAUUCACCAGCUGGAUUUUAUUCAGAUGAAAUUGCCACCUGUCCCAUUACUGCAGCUGGAAAAGUGUUGCACCAGGAACAACAGUGUGACGUUGGCCUGGAGGAUGCCACCUUUGAGCCACAACCCAGUGGAGGGUUAUAUCUUGGAACUUGAUGAUGGAGAUGGUGGCCAAUUCCGAGAGGUAUAUGUUGGAAAGGAGACUCUCUGCACCAUCGAUGGCCUUCAUUUCAACAGCACUUACAAUGCCAGAGUCAAAGCUUUCAACUCCUCGGGCGUUGGUCCUUACAGCAAGACAGUCAUUUUACAGACGUCGGAUGUGGCAUGGUUCACCUUUGACCCCUCCUCAGCUCACAGGGACAUAGUGCUGUCGAAUGACAACCAGACUGCCACCUGCAACAGCUACGAUGACCGGGUGGUUCUGGGCACUGCCGCCUUCUCCAAGGGCGUGCAUUACUGGGAGCUGCACGUGGACCGCUACGACAACCACCCGGACCCAGCCUUUGGCAUUGCCAGGAUUAACGUGGUCAAGGACAUGAUGCUGGGCAAGGACGACAAGGCGUGGGCCAUGUACGUGGACAACAACCGCAGCUGGUUCAUGCACUGCAAUUCCCACACCAACCGGACCGAAGGAGGAGUUUCUAAAGGUGCCACCGUUGGUGUUCUCCUGGAUCUGAACAAGCACAACCUGACCUUUUACAUCAAUGGGCAGCAGCAGGGGCCUCCAGCAUUUGAGAACAUCGAGGGUGUCUUCAUGCCUGCACUGAGCCUCAAUCGAAACGUCCAGGUGACCCUGCACACAGGACUGGAAGUGCCACAAUCUGUAAAACAGCCCAAGUUGCCCAACAACUAG
Molecule: messenger RNA, 2226 nt
Organism: Sturnus vulgaris (Common starling)
Lineage: Eukaryota; Metazoa; Chordata; Aves; Passeriformes; Sturnidae
Gene: TRIM67
Product: tripartite motif containing 67
Cellular component (GO): cytoplasm
Molecular function (GO): protein binding; zinc ion binding
Source: RefSeq, a predicted model, not a curated record